Molecule: messenger RNA, 324 nt
Organism: Penicillium verhagenii
Lineage: Eukaryota; Fungi; Ascomycota; Eurotiomycetes; Eurotiales; Aspergillaceae
Product: vacuolar ATPase assembly integral membrane protein VMA21
Exons: 3
Coding region: 1-324 (107 amino acids)
Biological process (GO): vacuolar proton-transporting V-type ATPase complex assembly
Cellular component (GO): endoplasmic reticulum membrane
Source: RefSeq, a predicted model, not a curated record
AUGUCCGCCCGCCGUCCCCAUGGGCAAAGCUAUGCCGAAGUUGCGGCCAAAUCUCCCCAAGAGAACGACACUGAUGUGACCCCUGCAGUCCCGGCCCAUGUCAUCUACAAGCUUCUGGGCUUCACAGCCGCCAUGGUGUUUGCUCCCAUUGGCAUGUACUUCCUUACCGUCAACUCGAUCUUUGGAGGCAAUGCUACCUACUCUGGAAUUACAGCAGCCAUCACUGCCAAUGUGGUCUUGUUCGCCUACAUCUAUGUCGCCUGGAAGGAAGACCAGGGAGACCAGCAAGAAGCAAAGAAGGCCAAUUCAAAGAAAGGCCAAUGA